Molecule: messenger RNA, 1455 nt
Organism: Durusdinium trenchii
Lineage: Eukaryota; Dinophyceae; Suessiales; Symbiodiniaceae
Source: the annotation of a GenBank genome assembly
AUGGACAUCGCAACACCUCGCGCUGACAUCGCUCCGGUGGACGUGGAUGUGGACGAAGGUGGUUCCAAGCGCCGCCGUGUGGCCUGUGCCGUCGAUCAAGAGGGCGCCGUGGGCGAUGGACGCCCGUUGAACGUCCAUGGCAUCGAUGGAUCGACCUUUCAGCUGUUGGCCGUGGAUGGAACGACCGUGGCCUGGACAGAUCAAAUAUCGUUUAAUGGUGCUGGUCUAAAGCCUCGCACCUUAGUGAAGCACGAGUUCCACUUCGCGCAGGGCGGCCAUGGAAUGCAAUUCCAGAACCUCAUCGUGACUGGUGUCAAAGGACAAGCCAAGAGCUUGGGAGUUCAGAUUGGUUGGCGCAUCUAUAUGAUUGAUGGCAUCUUGAUGGACAGCGGCACUCAGGCAUGGCAGAAGCUCCAGGACGCUCAAUGGCAGUGGAGGACGGUCUCGGUGGUCUUCUUCACCGACUACAGGGCGAUCCGGAUGGAGGAGAAGAUUAAGGAAGAAGAGGAAGAGCGGCGCGAGGUCGAGCGGUUGGCCAAGUUGCCCUUCACGAGCACCAAUGAUGAGAAGCACCUGGAACAGCUCAAACAGGAGUUUAUCUUCCAAGGCUACAUCGAGCGGGUCGAGGAGCCUUUCCGUGGUGCUUGCGUCGUUUGCGUCGUGCUCUCGUGCUCGUUCCGGAAUGAACCUCCGGGCGGAGCGGAGCCGGGGUUGCUUAGUCUGACCCGGGAGUACAAUGUUCAAAGACCAGCUGCUCCAAUCAAUGUGGUCAGUGGAUGCACCGGCAUUAGCGCUGAGAGCUUUGUGUUCGAGGCUUUGAACCUCAACUACAACAUCCUGUCUGCCAGUGAUCCAGAUCUGAAGUGCCACAAGUUCUUGCUCGCCAAUCUUGCGCAUGGCAAGCCAACGCAUUGGUUUAAGAAUCUGGAAGAUCAAAUGAAGAACCGACCCUGUUGUGACCAUCGCUAUGCACAGCAGUGCCAAGCAUCCCCGGUUCAGCCAGACUUGGGAAUAUGUGGAACACCCUGCCAUCCUUAUUCAACUCAACGUGCUAACAGGUUUGCAGCAGGUUCUGUAGAUGAGCACAAAGAGUUCAAUGUAGCUAUGGAACAGUUUCUCAAAUGGUUUGAACGAUUUGAACCAAAGGCGCUGGUGUUUGAACAAGUGAUGGGUUUCCAAAUGCCGUUCAUUGCUGGUGGUUCAGAAACUCCUUUGUCUCGGUUCAAGUCUCUCUUGCAGAGAUGCGAUUUCAACUGUGGUGGAUACUACCUGGUCACGAAGCAGCUUGAUAUGAAGAUUUGGUACCAGAUUUCUCGACCCAGGCUAUUCUUGGUAUUCCUUCGCAAAGAUGCCUACAGCAAAGAUGAUGCCAAACGCUUCUCUGAGCUGUGCGAGGACGUGUUCAUGCUGGCUUUCAAAGGGCACAAGUUUAUUGGCAACAUGUGGUUGGCCUAG